Fusarium verticillioides 7600 is the source of this 1885-nucleotide messenger RNA. RefSeq lists its product as hypothetical. The transcript has a single exon. The coding region runs from base 47 to 1420 and encodes 457 amino acids. Lineage: Eukaryota; Fungi; Ascomycota; Sordariomycetes; Hypocreales; Nectriaceae. Gene Ontology annotation, molecular function: catalytic activity; molybdenum ion binding; pyridoxal phosphate binding. The record is from RefSeq and is a predicted model, not a curated record.
CUUUGUAACUCACAAAAUUUACACAAAGGUUUGUGUAUGUGAAACAAUGGACAGCUCAUUCAUGGGGAAUCUCACAGAGAGUGUCAAUCGACUAACGCCAGCAUCGAUUGCCAUCUCAGUCGCUGUCUUGUUGGGCAGUCUCAUCACCAUUUGGCUUCAAAAUGGCUCUUCAACGCCAAAAGAGCUUCGCAAUCUUCGACGAGAAGGCGUGUCUUCAAGCAACAUGAAUGACCAAACCGAUUCCAAAUAUGACCUUCCCGAGAAGAACGAAAGCAGUGGCCCAAUCCGCGUCAAAGCGAUCUUCGUGCAUCCCAUCAAAUCUUGCGCGCCGGUCGAAUUGAACCGAGCGCAGCUCAUCAAGAGUGGCUUCGUCUGGGACCGUUGCUUUGCUCUGGCAACGGAAGUCAAUCGGGCAGAAUCAGAAGGUGGUCCAGUAUGGCGAUUCAUCAGUCAGCGCACUAAACCGCUCAUGUCGCAGAUAAAGACCGAACUGUGGCUAAGACCUGAAGGUCGCGAUGCGCAAUCUUCGUUCGAUCCAGUGGGAUGUCUCGUCUUCAAGUUCCCGGACCCAGAUCCUUUGAGUCUGCUGGACCAGCUCAAAGCACUGCUUUUUUCUCACCAAAAGACAAUUUCCGCUGUUGUACCGCUGUCUCCUGGUGAAAGCUAUCUCAAAAAGUAUGGAAUCACCAUGAAGAGAUUCGCCAUUCAUUCACGAGAAGCAGAGGGCCUGGAUAUGGGAAAUGCACCCUCAAUUGCUGACGCACUCCCCAAACUCAAGCGCUUUCUCAACAUCCCCAAUCAUCAGAAUCUUACACUUUUGCGAUGCACACCAAACACUCUCGUGCCAACGGAGAAGAACCUCGCACCGUUGGAACACAUUGGCAAACCGGCUAUUCAUGGUUACACAGACCAACAACCCGUGAAUGUGAACAAUCUCGCCUCCGUCCACGCCGUUUCCGCCUUUCUCCCCAAAGAAAACCAACCUCUCAAUGCGCUUCGCUUCCGCGCGAAUAUUUGGAUCACAGGUGCUCCAGCGUUUGAUGAAGAAACAUGGAAACGAUAUCGCAUUGUGCCAAAACAACAAGAUGCAGCCUCCCCUUCACUCUCUGUCGUUUGCCGGACAUCGCGCUGCACAUUGCCGAACGUGGAUCCUCUCACUGGCAAAUUCGACACCGACAAACCGGGUGGUGGCAGAACGAGAGGGAAUGCGCAGCCUAGCUCGACGCUUGUCAAGCACCGAACGGUCGAGGAUGGAAACCCAAGGGCUCUGGGGUACCUUGGCAUGCACUGUGUGCCGGAGAAUGCAGGCCUGCAGCAGGCUGAGGACAGCAUUGAGAAUCUGUAUGUUCAAGUUGGUGAUGAGAUUGAAGUUCUCGAGCGCGGAGUUCAUUUAUACGGAUCGACUGCCAAUGACUACUAGCCCCGAGUCUCACCACAAGCAAUUACCACCAGCCCGGAAAUCUCAAAACAAGAAACCUACACAAGAACUCUCCGUUGCAAGGUCAGUAUCCCUACCAUCGACAUCCUUGUCUAGCGCAGGCGAUCAAUCUUACAAAAAGCCACACUCGAUGCCAAGCCAACGCCUGUGUUACCAUGUAAGCGGUAAAGACGUGUUGAUAGGCUAUCUUGCUCUUGGUGAUUGGACAACGGGUGUUGUGCGGGGAUGUAUGGCGUUUUGUUUGAGUCUGGCUGUUGGGUCAUGGUCGAAUUCGCACGCGAUGGAUCUUUAUUAUUAAAGGCUUAAAGAGAUUUUAUCCUGGAAUUGUUGAGGUCAUAAUUGAAAAGCCGAGUGCUGUGAAGGGAUUGUAAGAAAUUACGAGUGCUUCGACUUCUUGGAAGUUCAUACUGAGACCUGCAGGACAGCUCCUCAGAUAUAUUACCACAG